GAUUCCUCAAUAAAUGCUAUGAACGAGGAGCUUCCUCGGAUUCAGGAGCAAGUUUACUAUGGACAUAUUACCUCAAAUACAGAUGUUUUAGAUAAAUUUCUAUCCGAAAGUGGUCAUCGCCGCUAUAACCCUCAGGUUGUUGAUGGCGGGAAGGAAAAAAACAAUUUUAUUUCUAUUGCCAAAUCAUACAUUGCAAAGGAAUCUAUACUACAUGACAUCAGCUACCUACAUUCUCCUGGAACUUUAGAUGAUCUGAAACCAGUGACGCAUCUUUUUGUUGUUAAUGUGACAUCAAUGAAAGGGAUAAACUUGCUCCGUGAAGGAUUACAUUACUUGAUGGCGGAUUCUAGGAAAGCCCGUAUUGGAGUUCUGAUUUAUGGGGAUGUUUUAUUCUCAUCUCCUGGUCUUCUUUUUGCAGAAAUAUUUGAUAAAGCAUCAUCCAUUUUUGGUGAUAAGCGCAAUGUCUUGAACUUCUUGGACGAUGUUUGCUCUAUCUAUGAAAGUCAAUUCAUGCAAAUUUGCUCAUCUGAUACUACCAACCUGAACAACUUUAUAGAAAAAGUUUGUGAGCUUGCUCUGGCAAAUGAGUUGCCAUCUGAUGAUCUUAGAUCAAUCCUUUCAAAGUUCUCCUCAUCUAUGAGAAUUAAUCAAUUCGAGAAGGUUUCUUAUUUUAUGCAUGAACAACUGGGACUUGAAGUUUGCUCAGAUGCUAUAAUCACUAAUGGAAGGGUGUUUGCUUUUAUGAACGGAGUUUCCUUUUCAAUUGAUGAUUUGGAGCUUCUGGAAUCUGUUGAAUAUCAGCACCGAAUUAGGUAUAUUUAUGAGAUUAUUAAUGAAGCGGACUGGUCAAAUGCUGAUCCCGAUGAGCUAACAAGCAAAUUUUACAGCGAUCUAAUAAUGUUGGUUUCAUCAGCAAUGUCUAAUCGUGAGAGAAGUUCAGAUAGAGCCCAUUUUGAAGUUCUUAAUGCAAAGCACAGUGCCAUCAUUUUGAACAGUGGGAAUUCUAGCAUACAUAUUGAUGCUGUUAUCGACCCUUUAUGUGCUUCAGGGCAAAAACUUGCUCCCUUGCUUCUUAUACUUUGGAAACGAAUACAGCCAAGCAUGAGAAUUGUGCUAAAUCCAAUGAGUUCUCUCGUAGAUCUCCCUUUGAAAAACUACUACAGAUUUGUGAUUCCAUCGAUGGAUGAUUUUAGCUCAAUUGAUCACUCAGUGAAUGGCCCUAAAGCUUUUUUUGCAAACAUGCCCUUGACCAAAACCCUCACAAUGAAUCUUGAUGUCCCUGAACCAUGGCUUGUUGAGCCAAUCAUUGCAAUACAUGAUCUUGACAAUAUACUGCUUGAGAAUCUUGGUGACACAAGGACGUUGCAGGCAGUUUUUGAACUCGAAGCACUUCUUCUAACUGGACACUGUUCGGAGAAGGAUCGUGAUCCGCCGCGAGGCCUUCAGCUUAUUCUAGGCAACCAGCAAAUGCCUCACUUAUUGGACACUCUUGUCAUGGCUAAUUUGGGUUACUGGCAAAUGAAAGUUCGGCCCAGUGUAUGGUACCUUCAACUAGCUCCUGGUCGAAGUGCAGAUCUCUACAUGAUGAAGAAGGAUGAGGAGGGAACACGUUUCUCUCUUUCCAAAGAAAUAAUAAUCGAUGAUUUAAGGGGCAAGCUUGUCCGGUUAGAAGUAGAGAAGCAAAAGGGAAAAGAACAUAUUGAGCUAUUAAGCGGCUCUGAUGAUGAACAUAUAAAGGAGAAGAAAGAUGAUCAUACUGGUUGGAAUGCAAACCUAUUAAAGUGGGCUUCUGGCUUUAUUGCUGGUAAUGGUCUCUCAAGGAAGAGAAAUGAGAGUUCUUCAGAUAACAAGAAGAGCGAGAGACAUGGAGAAACAAUAAAUAUAUUCUCUGUUGCAUCUGGCCAUUUGUAUGAGCGCUUUCUUAAAAUCAUGAUUCUAAGCGUUCUUAAGAACACUCGAAGACCUGUAAAGUUUUGGUUCAUCAAGAACUACCUAUCUCCUCAGUUUAAGGACGUAAUACCCCACAUGGCACAAGAAUAUGGAUUUGAGUAUGAACUCAUCACAUACAAGUGGCCUACAUGGUUGCAUAAACAGAAAGAGAAACAAAGAAUAAUAUGGGCUUACAAAAUCUUAUUUCUUGAUGUUAUUUUUCCUAUUUCUCUCAAAAAGGUGAUAUUCGUCGACGCUGAUCAAGUUGUAAGGUCAGAUUUGGGAGUCUUGUAUGACAUGGAUUUGAGAGGGAAGCCUCUAGCUUAUACACCCUUCUGUGACAACAAUAAGGAUAUGGAUGGAUACCGGUUCUGGAGACAAGGUUUUUGGAAGGAUCAUUUACGCGGAAGACCAUAUCACAUAAGUGCUCUGUAUGUUGUUGAUUUGGUGAAAUUCAGGCAAAUGGCAGCAGGAGACACACUAAGGGUGUAUUAUGAGACCCUUAGUAAAGACCCAAAUAGUCUUUCUAAUCUUGACCAGGAUUUACCAAACUAUGCUCAGCACACGGUACCAAUAUUUUCUCUUCCUCAAGAGUGGCUUUGGUGUGAAUCUUGGUGCGGAAAUUCGACCAAGUCCAAGGCUAAAACCAUUGAUCUUUGUAACAAUCCAAUGACCAAGGAACCCAAACUUCAGGGUGCUAAAAGAAUAAUUCCAGAGUGGGCUGAUCUUGAUGCAGAGGCAAGAAGGUUCACAUCAAGAAUAUUAGGUGAAGAAUUGGAGGAGACUCAACAAAUCUCUCCCGCUACAAUCAGUCAUAAGAAAACUGACUUAGAAUCCAAAGCAGAGUUGUAAUUUUUUCUUUUCUCUUGAAUUUAAUUUGUAGCAUUUAUUUGGUCCCAAGGCCCUAUUAAGAGCUGUGGGUUUUAAAUUUAUUUUCUUAAGGCCAUUUAAAGGCAAAAAUUUUGAACAUUCAAUGUACUAAUAAAUAACGUUAUGAAGGUUUC
Phalaenopsis equestris is the source of this 2933-nucleotide messenger RNA. RefSeq names its product UDP-glucose:glycoprotein glucosyltransferase. Gene Ontology annotation, molecular function: UDP-glucose:glycoprotein glucosyltransferase activity. Gene Ontology annotation, cellular component: endoplasmic reticulum. Lineage: Eukaryota; Viridiplantae; Streptophyta; Magnoliopsida; Asparagales; Orchidaceae. The record is from RefSeq and is a predicted model, not a curated record.